CGAUUGGCGGAGGAGGGGGCGGGGGCAGCGGCGGAGCCUCAGUCCGUCGGUCGGUGGGUCCGGGGCGAGUGGCUGCGGCGGGGGCGAUGGGAUGGGGGCCCCGCCGAGACGCCGCCGCCGCCGCGCCGUCCGCCUCUCCGCCCCGGGGGCCCUAACGGGGGAGCCGCGCAAGGCGGGGACGGUGAGUAGGCGCGCGCCGAUGGAUCUGGACCUGGACUACGAGCGGCCCAACGUCGAGACGAUCAAGUGCGUGGUGGUGGGCGACAACGCGGCGGGCAAGACGCGCCUGAUCUGCGCCCGCGCCUGCAACGCCACCCUGACCCAGUACCAGCUGCUGGCCACCCACGUCCCCACGGUCUGGGCCAUCGACCAGUACCGCGUCUGCCAGGAGGUGCUGGAGCGCUCGCGCGACGUGGUGGACGAAGUGAGCGUCUCGCUGCGCCUCUGGGACACCUUCGGGGACCACCACAAGGACCGGCGCUUCGCCUAUGGCAGGUCGGAUGUGGUGGUGCUCUGCUUCUCCCUGGCCAACCCCAACUCCCUGCGGCACGUGAAGAGCAUGUGGUACCCUGAGAUCAAGCACUUCUGCCCACGCACCCCCAUCGUGCUGGUGGGCUGCCAGCUGGACCUGCGCUAUGCGGACCUGGAGGCCGUGAACCGAGCUCGCCGUCCUCUGGCCAAGCCCAUUAAGCCCUCGGACAUCCUCCCACCGGAGUGCGGGCACGAGGUGGCCAAGGAGCUGGGUGUCCCGUACUAUGAGACCAGCGUGGUGGCCCAGUUCGGCAUCAAGGAUGUGUUUGACAACGCCAUCCGGGCCGCCCUCAUCUCCCGCCGCCACCUGCAGUUCUGGAAGUCUCAUCUCAGGAAGAUGCAGCGCCCCCUGCUGCAGGCGCCCUUCCUGCCCCCCAAGCCCCCCCCGCCCCUCAUCCACAUCCCGGAGGCGGCGGCCAAGGAGGGGCGUGGCCCCACUGCCCUCUUCCACCAGCCCCUGUGUGCAGACGUGGUCUUCCACCUGCAGGGCGGCCACCGGGUCUUUGCCCAUCGCGUGUACCUGGCCACCUCCUGCUCCAAGUUCUACGACCUCUUCACGCUCGACUCGGCAGGCGGCGCUGCGGGCGCCAAGGAGCCGGCCGGCAGGACGAAGAGCUUGGAUGCCGAGCACCUUUCGGCGGGGGCCUCGGCCGUCUCCCUCCGGGCCUCGCAGAGCGACGAUCCGCUGCGCUUGGCCCGGCCGCCUCGGGCGCUGUCUGGCUGGGGCCGCGGCUUCGUCAGCAUGUGUCGGGAGGGAGCGCGCGACCCGAUCACGCAGCGCGAGCGCCCCAUGACGGCCGUCUACAUGGACGGGCUGGUGCAGCCGGGCCCCUUCCAGGUGGUGCUGGAGUACCUGUAUACCGGCCACCUGGACCAGCGCCGGGCGGGCCUGAUGCAGGUGGCCAGCAUCGCGGAGCUGCUGGAAGUCUUUGACUUGCGCAUGAUGGUGGCCAACAUCCUCAACAAGGAGAGCUUCAUGAACCGGGAGAUCACCAAGGCUUUCCACGUGCGCCGGGCCAACCGCAUCAAGGAGUGUCUGAGCAAGGGCACCUUUGCAGAUGUCGUCUUUGUGGUCGAUGACGGGUCGGUGCCCGCACACAAGCCCCUGCUCCUGGCCGGCUGCGACUUCAUGGUGGCCAUGUUUGGCGGCACCUUCCGGGAGAGCGGUGCUGCUGAGGUCCCCCUGCCAGGCACCAACUGCGCCUGCCUCCGUGCUGUGCUGGAAUUCCUCUACACGGGGUUCUUUGUCCCCACCCCAGACCUGGACGCCAUGGAGCUGCUGGUCCUCACCAACCGCCUCUGCCUGACCCGCUUGCAGGCCUUGACUGAGCAGUACGCGGUGGAUGAACUGGUGCAUGCCAGCCUGCAGCAAGUGGAGAUUGAUGCCCAGGUGAUCCUUUACCUGGAGAUGACCCAGUUCCACAAUGCCUGCCAGUUGGCUGCCUGGUGCCUUCACUAUCUCUGUACCAACUACAACAGUGUCUGCCGCCGCUUCCCGCGAGAGAUGAAGUGCAUGUCGCCAGAGAACCAGGCCCACUUUGAGCGCCACCGCUGGCCCCCCAUCUGGUACCUGAAGGAGGAGGACCGCUACCUGCGUUUGCAGAAAGAGCGCGGGCUGGAGGAGGAGGCGCUCCGCAAGCAGCACCCACGCAGCAAGUGGUGCUUCUGGCGCCCCCACCCUGCCAGCCACAUCUCCUGACCCCUCCCCCGUGUGCCCCCCUCCCACCCCAUCCCCGGGGCAGCUGCCCGCUCGUGCCUUGGGUGGGGGCAAGGGGGCUGGCCCCUGGGCACGGGGCCGUCUCCAGCCCACGGUGGUGUGUGGGAGGGUCUCGGUCGGGUCUCUGGGCCUUGUUUACAGCCCCACCUUCUUGCCAGCUGUGUGCCUCUUGCUGCUGCCUUUGCCCCAUCCCUGCCUGUGGCCUGGGCUGGGCGGCCCUCUCUCCUUCCUACCUCGGACCUUAGCAGUAUUCUGGCGCAAAGGGAGGCUGGGGCCCAGCUGGGGGCCGGUUGCCAGGCAGAAAGGGGCGGCGGGCUUGGCAGGGCUGCGCCACUGGCAUUGGGAGGAACUGGAUACCUGGGGUGGAGCCCGGAGGGAGUAGCGAGGGGAGUAGUGGGGGAGUCUGCAUAAGGGGUGGGGUUGCGGGGGGGGGGGGCAGGAGCCACGUGCCCUGUAGUGGGGGGAGGGGGCGUUCUUUUGAGGCAUCUAGUUGUAGGAGCCACUUCCUGUUUUGUGCUUGCCUGCUCUGGGGUGGAGUUGGGUGGGGAGGCGCUUGUGCCCUCCUCCUCCUCCCGCCCCCCAUGUCUGUGCCUUCGACACAACACACAAGCCUCUUCCCUGGACUGACCCGGCGGUGGGGGCGGGGUGUGCACAAAGGGAAGGAGGUAGUCAAACAUACUCCAGUUGGGCCGGGGGUGGGGGGGCGGCCAGCCCCUCCCUGCCACAGAGAGCUGCACAAGCAUUUUUACACUUUUCUACUGUGUUUUUUCUCCCGAGGCCUCGGCUAAGCACAAACCUCCCCAGGGUGGGUCCACACGUGGCACUCACUGUACCGAAGGGCUUCACGGCAGGCGGGCCCCUGGCGGUCUCCCUGUCUCCACGUUUCCAACCACUGUGAGCUGGGCCUAGCCAACCCCCACCCUGUUUCUUAAACACUUCAGUAUUGGACUGUUUUAACCUUUUAAUAAAGGCCUUUUCUAUUGUG
Messenger RNA from Hemicordylus capensis (graceful crag lizard), 3233 nucleotides. Its product is annotated as rho-related BTB domain-containing protein 2-like. Gene Ontology annotation, biological process: regulation of proteolysis; small GTPase-mediated signal transduction; proteasome-mediated ubiquitin-dependent protein catabolic process. The coding region runs from base 92 to 2230 and encodes 712 amino acids. The record is from RefSeq and is a predicted model, not a curated record. Gene Ontology annotation, cellular component: cytoplasm. Gene Ontology annotation, molecular function: GTPase activity; ubiquitin protein ligase binding; GTP binding. Lineage: Eukaryota; Metazoa; Chordata; Lepidosauria; Squamata; Cordylidae. The transcript has 10 exons.